This is a messenger RNA of Paramisgurnus dabryanus, 4392 nucleotides long. RefSeq names its product sp3a transcription factor (gene sp3a). Gene Ontology annotation, molecular function: DNA-binding transcription factor activity, RNA polymerase II-specific; RNA polymerase II cis-regulatory region sequence-specific DNA binding. The record is from RefSeq and is a predicted model, not a curated record. NCBI's taxonomy places the organism in Eukaryota, Metazoa, Chordata, Actinopteri, Cypriniformes, Cobitidae. Gene Ontology annotation, biological process: regulation of transcription by RNA polymerase II.
AAGUGGAAGCCCCGCCGUCAAUCAAAUUAGGAAAAAAACAAACUGGACUAAAGCGAGCGCAGAUACAGAUUAAAAUCAUCAUGCUCGGAGUGUAAAUAAGCGCAAAAUAUCCGUAUUUUUUUAAAGACCGCACGUAAUGACCGCGCCUGAAGGGCCAGUGAAAGCAGGAGUGAUGGCGGACAGCAGUAGCGCUCAGGACGGCAGCGGUGUAGAGCAGGACGGCCAGCCCUCGCCGCUUGCCCUGCUUGCCGCCACCUGCACGGGCCUCGGUUCGCCCGCCCCCGGGGGAGACAACGCGGCGAAUUCUAACAGUUCUGCUGGGGUGAACGCAGACCUGUCAGUGCACUUAACAGGGUCGUCUGACAGAUGGGAGGCUGUAAAGGAUGAUUCCGGUGUCUUGCAUCUCCCCGGCACAGGUAUCGUCACGUCCAACGGACAAUAUGUUCUUCCUCUCCAGAGCCUCCAGGGUCUGCAGAACCAGUCCAUCUUACUAACAUCAGGGACAGACACGUCCACCGGCACAGUGCCUAACAUCCAGUACCAAGUGAUCCCUCAGGUGCAGACAUCCGAAGGGCAGCUGAGUUUCUCGGUCGAGGGAGCUUCAAUGACGCAGGAUGCCUCAGGGCAGAUCCAAAUCCUCCCAGACGGGACUCAGACCAUCAGCGUCACGGGAGCGUCAUCAGCCGAUGUUCUUGGCAACAACCUCAUGACCCAGUCGGGCCAAGUGCAGAUACCACAGGUUUCUCUGGGAAGUUCUGCCUUCAGCAGCCAGGGUCAAGUGGUCACGAACGUGCCUCUGGGUUUGCCUGGUAACAUUACCUUUGUGCCCAUAAACAGCGUCGAUCUGGACUCUCUCGGACUCUCGGGGGCCCAGCCAAUAGCCACCGGCGUCACUGCUGAUGGACAGCUAAUUAUGACCAAUCCGAGCGCAGAUAAUACUGAAGGCUCGGAGAAAGCGGGAGAUCAGCAACAGACGCUCAACUCUAAUGACAUGUAUGUGCCUACCACAUCUUCAGCAUCCUCGCAGCAGCCGACCAGCACGAUAGAUGGGACGGGCGUGCUGACGCAGGGUGAACAGGGGGAUGGAUCGGGCUACCUCACUCAGGGUGCGGUGCAGGUGUCGGGCGGACAGCAGGUGAUCCAGUUACAGCAGUUGCCUGUACAAAGCAGUGACGGUCAGCUGUCUGCUCAGUCCCAACAAAACAUCCAGCUCAUCAACCCAGGAACCUUCCUCAUCCAGGCCCAAACAGUCACACCAUCAGGACAGAUACAGUGGCAGACCUUCCAGGUACAAGGAGUUCAGAACCUCCAGAACCUUCAACUCCAGACGACUCCAACUCAGCAAAUCACCCUGGCCCCAGUGCAGACACUGUCUCUGGGUCAGGGCGGUACACCGGUCAGUCUGGCAUCAGGACAGAUUCCUAACCUGCAGUCAGUGACGGUGAACUCGGUGGGUCAGGCAGGUGUUCAGUUCCAACAGUCUGAAGACACUGACAGCACUGGAGAUAUUCAGAUUAAGGAGGAGCCUGAUUCGGAGGAGUGGCCUCUGGACAGUAGCUCUACGCUGAAUGCCAAUGACCUCUCUCACCUUCGUGUUCGUUUAGUGGAGGAGGAGAUGGAGGGCUUGAGCCAGGAGGGCAAACGACUGCGCAGGGUCGCAUGCACCUGCCCUAACUGCAAAGAAGGAGGCGGGAGAGGAUCAAACAUGGGCAAGAAGAAGCAGCAUGUUUGUCAUAUAGUCGGCUGUGGGAAGGUGUAUGGGAAGACAUCUCACUUGCGAGCUCACCUGCGCUGGCACUCGGGGGAGAGACCCUUUGUCUGCACCUGGAUGUUUUGUGGGAAAAGAUUCACACGCAGUGAUGAAUUACAGCGACACAGGAGAACACACACCGGAGAGAAGAAGUUUGUGUGUUCAGAGUGUUCAAAGAGGUUCAUGCGUAGCGAUCACCUGGCCAAGCACAUAAAGACGCACCAGAAUAAGAAGGUAGGGGUCGGAGCCGUGGUAGGCAGUGUGGGCGGGGCAAUGACCACAGACAGCAUAAUCACAGCGGGUGGUACCACACUCAUCCUCACCAACAUCCAACCGGGUGGCGUGCAGGGCUUGGCCACAGUCAACGCUACGGUCAACACCUCCGGCUCACAGGAGCAGAUGGGUACGGCUGAGAUUCCUCUGCAGUUAGUCUCUGUGUCCGCCGGGGACACGGCCGAGUGACUGCAUGACUGGUCUGGUGCAGAGGGGGAGUAGUUUUUUUGAAAGGAACCGCUGCUCUGGGAUACAACUGAACCGUUCUAUUGGACUGCUAAGGUUCCAUCUCUUCCUCUAUGAUGUCACAUCCUCUGCUGGGGCCUCAGACUUCAUUUUGACUACAUCAGUUCUACACUCACGCAUAUACUUUGCUUUUGUACCUUUACAUAUUUACUCUUCUUUACGUAAAUAUGUACAUUUACGUGAAUGCAUAUACAUAUAUAUAUAUAUAUAAAUAUAAAUACACACACGAACACACACAUAUAUAUAUAUAUAUUUUACAAAUAUAGAAUUAUUGGGGGUUUUGUUCAUCUUUUUAUGGGCUAAGCAUUAUUUCUUUUCACAUACAACACUGAAAUGCCUUAUUUUGUAUUAUAAGCUGUUGUGUACAAAGCUAGAGUUCUUCAUGGGUGUUUUAAGCUCCCGUUUCAGUAUGUACUUGUUGGUGUGGGUAUAAUCAUGUUGUAUAAAGAAUGCAGCAGUGGUGGGUAACUGGUGGCUAAUGUUAAAGGAAUAGUUCACAAAAAAAUUCAUUAUUUACACACCCUCAUCUGUAUGCUUUUGUCUAUUGGAUACAAAAAAUCUGAAUAGUUCAUAGUGACCACGUUUAGAUAUUUCAAGAAGGAAAAACUAACAAUAACUGGUGCUUUAUUGUCAUCUUAAGACAUAUGAUGGCUGUUUGAGGAACAGACCAAAUAGCAAGUCAUUCUUCACUGACCAUCUUCUCAACCUCUGAAAGAAAGUUGUCCGGUCCAUGUUUGCAUUCAUAAUGUAAAGAGUGCAAAUAAGAGAGCACAGACUCCAAAACACAACCAGUGUGUUAUCUAUUGGUUAUAUUCCAUCGAAGAUUAACAUUUAGAUAUUUGUUUCAUGCAUUAGACUGGAGCGUGACAGGCACGGUGACUUUGAAUUAUCUGGUUCUCGGUUUAAAAAGUAACAGCAUACAGGUUUGGGAUGAUAUGAGGGUGAGUACAUAAUGACAGAUUAGAUUUUUUGUGAACUUUAAUGUAAUUUAAUUCUAGGUUAAAGUGAUAUUAGUGGUGUAAGUUUUUUCAAAUGAGGAGGAAGAUAAAAUAUUAGAAUGAAGUUUGCCAUUCAGCUGUUGGGAGUUUUGAAAGUGUCUUUAAACGUCUCUUAAAAUGGGUUUUUAUUUUAUGUAGUUUUAUUUUCUUUAGGGAGACCCAGGCCCAACAAAUGGGAACAUUAAAACAAUCAUGUAAUUAAAAAACAUUUUAUGUAUCAUAUUUCUCAAACCUCUUGUUGUUGAUCAGAUCUUUAGUAUGCAUUUGUUGAAAAAUAAGUCUUUUUGAGCGAAAAUAUUUAUAUACCUUGUAAUCUGGAUUUGUGGUGUCUACAACUGCUUUUCUAAGAAACAAACUACCUUUGGCUUCACUUUUUUUUUUUUUUAAACAAACUGUACUAUAAGUCAAAAAUUGUUUGUAUGAAAUUAAUUGGUUUGUAGUUUGCCAAAAUUUAUUUGAUUCACACUUUGAUGAAGUGAGCAAGAAACUGUUUCUUUUAUGCGUGUCUGUUUGUGGACCUGGAUCAUGUUUUAGGACCAAAAGAGCAGCUCUGAAUCUCUGGAAUCAAAUACUGAUGCCAGGUUAAAAUAAGUCCUACAGGUGUAGUGUACACCAUUGUAAAACAAAGAAAUGUUUGGUGGGACAAUACCUCUGCCCUUUACGCUUGUGUUGGGUUUGAGAAGUCACAUCACUGCUUAACUCUGUGAUGUUUUAGGCAAUAUAUCCCAGGUUGUUGUUAUGUGGGGUUUUGUAAAGAUCUGUCUCCUUCAUCUGCUUACCGUAGCCAUGUAGACGCUCAGUUGCCUUUUAACAGGUCCUGACAGGAGAUUACUCCCUGUUACCCAUUGUUAAACUAUAAGUUUGAUCAUGAAUAUUUUGUAAAGAGAAUGCAUUGCUGUCCAUGUACAAGUAUGGCUUUGUUUCCACUUGUUACUGUACACUUAUUCUAUAUGUUUUUUUUUUUUUUUUUUGCUUUUUUAACUAAAAAUGAUUGUCUCUCAAUUCACUUUUGAGUUCCGUUGCCAACCUCCAAUAGCCAAAAGGUUUUUACACUAUUCAGUUUAUUGAACCACAUUUUCAUAUGUUUUGAUUAAAAGCCCAGCAGGCAAAUGACAGAUAAUGAAA